Molecule: messenger RNA, 1651 nt
Organism: Dromiciops gliroides (monito del monte)
Lineage: Eukaryota; Metazoa; Chordata; Mammalia; Microbiotheria; Microbiotheriidae
Gene: PPP2CB
Product: protein phosphatase 2 catalytic subunit beta
Exons: 7
Coding region: 96-1025 (309 amino acids)
Biological process (GO): peptidyl-serine dephosphorylation; mitotic cell cycle
Cellular component (GO): cytosol
Molecular function (GO): protein serine/threonine phosphatase activity
Source: RefSeq, a predicted model, not a curated record
GGCGGGGGCGGGGCCAGGGCCCGGGCCCGGCGGGUCCAGCACGAUCCCCCUCGGCCGCCGCCGCCGCCGCUGCCGCCGCCACAGCCGCCGCCAUCAUGGAGGACAAGGUGUUCACCAAGGAGCUGGAUCAGUGGGUGGAGCAGCUGAACGAGUGCAAGCAGCUGAACGAGAACCAAGUGCGCACGCUCUGCGAGAAGGCUAAGGAGAUCCUCACAAAAGAAUCCAACGUGCAAGAGGUUCGAUGCCCCGUCACUGUCUGCGGUGAUGUCCACGGCCAAUUUCAUGACCUGAUGGAACUCUUUAGAAUCGGCGGGAAGUCGCCAGACACAAACUAUCUGUUUAUGGGCGACUAUGUGGACAGAGGUUAUUACUCAGUGGAGACCGUGACCCUUCUUGUAUCAUUAAAGGUGCGCUAUCCCGAGCGGAUCACGAUCCUGAGAGGAAACCACGAGAGCCGGCAGAUCACACAAGUGUACGGCUUUUACGACGAAUGCCUGCGGAAGUACGGCAAUGCCAAUGUUUGGAAGUACUUCACUGACCUGUUUGAUUAUCUCCCACUCACAGCUUUAGUAGAUGGACAGAUAUUUUGCCUCCAUGGUGGCCUUUCUCCAUCCAUUGAUACACUGGAUCAUAUCCGAGCCCUUGAUCGUCUGCAAGAAGUUCCACACGAGGGCCCGAUGUGUGACCUGUUGUGGUCCGAUCCCGAUGACCGUGGUGGAUGGGGUAUUUCUCCACGAGGGGCUGGUUACACAUUUGGACAAGACAUUUCUGAAACAUUUAACCACGCCAAUGGCCUCACCCUGGUUUCCCGUGCUCACCAACUUGUGAUGGAGGGGUACAACUGGUGUCAUGAUCGGAACGUGGUGACCAUUUUCAGCGCACCCAAUUACUGCUACCGUUGUGGGAACCAGGCUGCUAUCAUGGAACUAGAUGACACUUUGAAAUAUUCCUUCUUGCAGUUUGACCCUGCACCUCGUCGUGGAGAGCCCCAUGUCACGCGGCGCACCCCAGACUACUUCCUAUAAACAGCUUUGGAGAAAACCUAUGAAAAAUACCUGGAAGUAUACCUGGCAUCUUUUUUACAAAGUGAUGAGAAUAGAUGUGUUUGUGUAACAAAUUGGGAUCUGUGUCUGCAUCAGUGCCCAUCAUGGACCAAACUGUGCCGUAGUGCGCUCAGCACCGAGCAAGCCCACUGAGGGUGAAACCCACCCCCACCCCUGUCUUAGGUCGAUCAGUCAGUCAGUCAGCCUGCCUGCCAUAUUUGGAGUCCCUGUUUUCUUCUGGACUGUUCAAACAGAAAAGGUAACUAAUACCUCCAUCUCCUUUUGCGCUUAUUAAUAUGUAAAUUUUAGUUUUAGUGUUUUAACUGGCAUGGAUUAUAGAAUUUGGAGUUUAUUUUUGAAGAAAAUGCACAAACUAACUUUGACAUAACUCAUCACCCUUUAUUUUAUUAAAAUGUAUGAUUAACUUAACUGGAGAAAGGUGAAGAUUCCCUUUGGGAGUGCGUUGUCAUAACAUUUAGAGAGAUUUCCCUUCAUUUAAGCUAAAUGACUGUUCUGUGUUGAUCUCCUUUUUUUCUGUAUAUUUGUCACAGAAGUGCUUGCAUCUUCUUGGGUGUAUUGGAACAAUAAACUUUGAGUUGUAAACCAUA